AUGGAAAAUCUUCAUAACUGUAGAACCCUUGUCCCCAUGUUUUCUCUGCUUGCUCUUCUCCUCCACUUAUCAUCCUUUCACUCUCUGUCUCUAGCUUAUGAGCUCCCAGAUGAGAAUUUCAUCAAUUGUGGAUCAGAUGCUGCUAUAACCUUAGAUCGCAGGACGUUCAUUGCAGAUGGUUCCUUCUCCUCACAGAAAAGCAAGGCUGUCAAAGCCAGCAACCAGCUUCCAGAUAAUAUAUCAAUUCUCUACCAAACCGCAAGAAUUUUCAGCCAGCAAUCCUACUAUAAGUUCGAGGUCAGUGAAAACGGUACUUAUCUUGUACGCCUGCAUUUCUUGGCUUUCUCCUCCUCAGUUAAUCUCUCCACAGCUCUUUUUGAUGUUCUGGCUUUUCAUAAUGUCUCAAAUUCUGGGUUCAAACUGUUGAGCAAUUUCACUGCUAAGAAUAGUAGCAACUCUCCUUUGAUAAAGGAGUUCUUCCUUGGGAUUGAUCCUGGCAUAUUUAAAAUAUAUUUUAUUCCUCAAGCAUCAUCUUUUGCAUUUGUAAAUGCCAUUGAAGUCUUCCUUGCCCCUACAAGUUUCAGCCCUGAGAAUGACAACAGUAGUCUUCCUUUAGUUCUGCAUACAAUUUACAGGGUGAAUGUUGGAGGCCAGGAAGUCACACCAGAUAUUGACACAAUAUGGAGAAACUGGGAACAAGAUGAUAGGUAUCUGUCUGAUCCAAACUCUGCCAAGGAAUUCCACUACUCGGGGGAGCCUGAUUAUUACAAGGAAGAGCUUAAUGACCCAGAAACUCAUUUCAUUGCUGCUAAUGAGUUUAUUGCCCCGGAUUUUGUUUACCAAACUGCCAAGGGGAUGAAUCCUAGCAGGCCAUUCGAUUCCUUCAACAUAACCUGGUCUUUUAAUGCUGCGAGAAGAAACGCUAGGCACCUUGUCCGGGUUCACUUCUGUGACAUUAUUGGUCAACCUGUAAGAAGGUUGGUGGAAAUCAGUCCCCUUUCUACACAGCCGGCUACUCCUUUCUACUAUGAUUUUGUGGUGAGUUCUAAUGAAUCUCAACUCAUUAGCAUCAGCGUAGGUGCUCGGAUAAACUCUACAAACAAAACUGCCUUUCUGAAUGGUCUGGAAAUGUUGGAGAUAAUGGAGAGCUCAGUUUCAGUUUCUGAUGUGAAAGAGUCUCUGAAGAAAAAUGUGGGUCUUGUGGUUGGUUCGGUUGUUGGAAGCCUGUCUUUCAUCUGCAUUUUGGCUUUUGGAAUCUUGUUUGGUUUGAAACACAUAAGAAGGUUGACUGCGAUUCGUGGGGUGAAGAUAUCAUUUGCUGAAGUUCAGCGUGCAACAAACAACUUUGACGACGAAAAGCUGCUUGGUGAAGGUGGCUUUGGGAAUGUUUACAGAGGAACUCUCCUCGAUGGAAGAAAAGUAGCAGUCAAGCGAGCUAAGAAAGGUUCAGGCAAGGCCUUGGAGAAUUCCAUACAGAGAUCAAGAUUUUGUCCAAGAUUCACCAUCGCCAUCUUGUUUCCUUAA
This is a messenger RNA of Prunus armeniaca (apricot), 1524 nucleotides long. The record is from the annotation of a GenBank genome assembly. NCBI's taxonomy places the organism in Eukaryota, Viridiplantae, Streptophyta, Magnoliopsida, Rosales, Rosaceae.